Naumovozyma castellii is the source of this 330-nucleotide messenger RNA. RefSeq names its product cytochrome c isoform 1 (gene CYC1). Lineage: Eukaryota; Fungi; Ascomycota; Saccharomycetes; Saccharomycetales; Saccharomycetaceae. The record is from RefSeq and is a predicted model, not a curated record. Bases 1 to 330 code for a protein of 109 amino acids. The transcript has a single exon.
AUGGGUGAAUAUAAACCAGGUAACGAAAAGAAAGGUGCUACCUUAUUCAAGACUAGAUGUCUACAAUGUCACACUGUUGAAGAAGGUGGUCCACAUAAAGUUGGUCCAAAUUUGCACGGCAUCUUUGGUCGUAAUUCUGGGCAAGCUCCAGGUUAUUCUUACACUGAUGCUAAUAUUAAGAAGAAUGUUAAAUGGGAUGAGCAAAAGAUGUCUGAUUAUUUGACCAAUCCAAAGAAAUAUAUACCAGGUACCAAGAUGGCAUUCGGUGGGUUGAAGAAGGAGAAGGAUAGAAAUGAUUUGAUUGCUUACAUGAAGAAAGCCUGUGAGUAA